Molecule: messenger RNA, 2151 nt
Organism: Paramacrobiotus metropolitanus
Lineage: Eukaryota; Metazoa; Tardigrada; Eutardigrada; Parachela; Macrobiotidae
Exons: 4
Coding region: 485-2062 (525 amino acids)
Biological process (GO): protein phosphorylation
Cellular component (GO): cytoplasm
Molecular function (GO): protein serine/threonine kinase activity; protein binding; ATP binding
Source: RefSeq, a predicted model, not a curated record
UGACAGCGUUAAAAAUUAACUCAUUUGCAAACGUACGGUAGCGUGUCUAACUGGAUUUGCGAGCAAAAUUUAAACUUUUCCUUUAUUUCCUCACCGGACUGAGAAUGGGAAACAACGCGUCCGACACGGUGAGAUCCGUCCAAAAUUUUGGCCGUACUGUGCAAUAUCACUAUUCUCACGCGGAUUUAAUUGGAAGAGGAUCGUUUGGCGCUGUUUACAAAGCCAGGGUCACGAAGCGUGGCGAUUAUACAGGAGACACUGUUUUAGCUGUUAAAGUGAUCCAAACCUGCGCUCCGUCCCAAAAAGCCGCUGAUUCCGAAGGCAUGGUGCGAACCGUGGAGAGGUUAAGUAAACUUACUAAAAUUACACAUGCAAAUCUCGUAGUCUAUCACAAAGUGUCCAUCAUUGAAACUUCUGGCGGAGCCACAAUCGAGCUAGCGAUGGACUAUCAUGCAGGCAUGUCGCGCGAGACAUUUUGACGCCAAUGAAAGUUGUGACCGUCCAAAACGUGCAGAAGUGUGAUAUGGCUGCUUUUCUGCGGGAAGCCAGGCAAAACCAAAAUCUGCUUAACGGUUACAAAAAGAUUGUUAAUUUCGUGGAAUCCAUAGCUGAAGGACUAGACUUCUUGCAUAACAUUGGCAUCAUCCAUGGAGACCUUAAGCCGGAAAACAUUCUUGUAAAAGUCGCAGGAAGUGGUUGCAAAACGUUCGUGAUCAGUGACCUGGAUGAUACAGUUCAACUGGAAGGGAGCGUAACUCGUUCUGCUGACAUAUCGCAACUGCGCGGCACGAUACGCUACAUGUCACCGGAAGUGCUCAAGAAGUUAACCCAAUUAGAAGCAGAGGCACCCGGGCGAAAAACCGAUAUUUGGAGCCUGGGUUGCAUAAUUCUGGAGUUGGCACAAAUAUCAAGUGGUGAGCGUAGGAAACGACUCAUUAAGAGCGGGAACGUCGUAGAUAUUGAGGACAACCUUACCGAAAACCAGUAUGCCGCCAAAAUCAUCGAAGGUUUCGUGCCCUACGUUAGCGAAGACAAUGCACCCCUCUUUGCCGGUCUUAUCCGAAAAUGUUUGAACGACAUUGCUGCGGAAAGGAUAUCAGCAAAAGAAAUACUAUUUAGUAUGUUAAAAGAAAAGGAAGUUAUUGUAUUUUUUGCCUACGGCUGUAAAGUUGAUCGCACUUUCCUCGUUUUAUUACUCGACCCUGCCACUGGAUCUCUAAACGCUCAGAUAGCGGCCACGAAACUAUCGCCAUUCAUUUGGCUUUCGACCGAAUUCCGUCAGUUAUCAGAUACAGAAAUUCUGUUUGCUGAGCGAGUAGAUCUUCCAAACAGUCAAAUUACGAAGUUGCAUUUCUGGAAUGCAGGAGAAGGAACAUGGCGUGAACUGACGCUUUCAUCAGGCAUGCAUCUGGACACACGUUUGGUAAUGGUAAACCGAAAGGGUUACUACUGGGAUCGCAAUGGACACUUCACAGAACUGGAUACUUACACGGGCAGGACUGUUACUCUGAACAGUCCUCUUGCAAAGACUGGCGUGGAUUUCUCUGUAUCAGCAGCGGCAAGAUGUGGCAAGCGGAUAUAUUAUGGUACACCGUUCAGCUUGCAUCAAUACGAUACGGUAGCCGACGAAUGGGAAGCGUUACAAAAAUUGCCAAUUUGGCUGACGGAAUUUGCAAUGGCUGUAGUAAACAGCUACGUAUACAUUAUAGGCGGACGUGUGUCGGGCGAUGCACGUGCCUCAGCAGGCUGCAUUCGUCAGAACAUGAAUAAUCGGUUGUGGGAAGAGAUGAAACCACUUAGACAGCCGAGGUAUCGCCAUGCUGCUUGCGUUAUCAAGGAGAAGAUAUACGUCUGCGGUGGUAUAGGUGCUAAAGGUGAGCACGCGCUUACAGUAGAGUUUUACGAUACCAAAUGCGACGAAGGAUGGUCGACUGUCGGUCUGCGGAAAAAGGGCAUUCAGCUGUUGUCGGACUUGGUGUCCAAAUGUACUGAACAUUUCGAGUUUAUGAGCGCCAUGUCGGUUCAUCUGGAUGGCGACAUUGCUGCAGUUAUUACUCAAUGAAAUACGUGCAUUAUUAUUCAAAAAGCUUUUCAAUGUGGAUAAUGGAUAUAUUCCAAACUGUACUUACAGUCAAGUGGACGGAUUAAAUA